This is a messenger RNA of Cynara cardunculus var. scolymus (artichoke), 333 nucleotides long. Its product is annotated as metalloendoproteinase 1-like. Gene Ontology annotation, biological process: collagen catabolic process; proteolysis; extracellular matrix organization. The transcript is spliced from 2 exons. Gene Ontology annotation, molecular function: metalloendopeptidase activity; zinc ion binding. Gene Ontology annotation, cellular component: extracellular matrix. Lineage: Eukaryota; Viridiplantae; Streptophyta; Magnoliopsida; Asterales; Asteraceae. Bases 1 to 333 code for a protein of 110 amino acids. The record is from RefSeq and is a predicted model, not a curated record.
AUGGGGCUAGAUUUGAAGGUGAGUUUUAAAAGAGGAAAUCAUGGAGAUGGGUCUGACUUUGAUGGGCCUGGUCGUGUAUUGGCGCAUGCUUUUGCACCAACUAAUGGAAGGGUUGAUUUCGAUGCAGAUGAGAAUUGGUCGGAUGGACCAGGAGCGGUUCCGAAUGUUAUGGAUUAUGAGUCGGUAGCGGUUCAUGAAAUCGGGCAUCUGCUUGGGUUGAGGCAUAGUGCAGAUCCGAAUGCCUCAAUGUAUGCUACCAUCCGUUCUGGAGUUGUAAAGGGUUUGAAUUCAGAUGAUAUUCAAGGCAUCAAAGUUCUUUAUGGACUUAAUUAA